Chelonoidis abingdonii (Abingdon island giant tortoise) is the source of this 1117-nucleotide messenger RNA. Lineage: Eukaryota; Metazoa; Chordata; Testudines; Testudinidae. The record is from RefSeq and is a predicted model, not a curated record.
UUUACUAUUGCUUGCAAUGUGACACUAAAAUAUAUACUCUCUCUCUCUCACACACACACACCACAUACACACACACCCCCAUGCACGCACACAGACACACACACGUUCACACAUACCUACACACACACGCACACACAGAGCACUGGGGUAUCCAAAGUGGAAUACUAAAGGAGAUACAUAUAACAAAAAGCAACAAGAAGGGAAAUCAAUCUUGCAAAACAAGGAACUAUUUUUUUUAUAACUCUUUUAUUUCUUCUGAAACAUGUUUGGGUCUACCAUGGCACUGGAUUUUGUAGUGGUUUUCUGCUUGGCAUCUGCAAUUGCAGCAGUGGAAGAAACCUUGAUGGAUACCCGAACGGCUACAGCUGAACUGGGCUGGACUGCAAACCCUCCUUCAGGGUGGGAAGAAGUAAGCGGCUAUGAUGAGAACCUGAACACCAUCCGCACUUACCAGGUGUGCAACGUCUUCGAACCCAAUCAGAACAACUGGCUCCUCACCACGUUCAUAAACAGACGGGGAGCUCACCGCAUCUACACUGAGAUGCGCUUCACUGUGCGGGACUGCAGCAGCCUUCCCAACGUCCCAGGGUCCUGCAAGGAAACCUUCAACCUGUACUACUAUGAGAUGGACUCUAUCAUUGCCACCAAGAAGUCGGCCUUCUGGACGGAGGCGCCCUACCUCAAAGUGGACACAAUUGCUGCUGAUGAGAGCUUCUCCCAGGUGGACUUUGGGGGCCGGUUGAUGAAGGUAAACACCGAGGUGAGGAGCUUCGGACCCCUCACCCGCAAUGGCUUUUACCUUGCCUUCCAGGACUAUGGGGCUUGCAUGUCACUGCUUUCGGUCAGGGUCUUCUUCAAGAAGUGUCCGAGCGUGGUGCAGAACUUUGCCAUCUUCCCAGAGACCAUGACUGGGGCCGAGAGCACCUCUCUGGUGAUUGCACGUGGCACCUGCAUUCCCAAUGCUGAGGAGGUGGACGUGCCCAUUAAGCUGUACUGCAAUGGCGAUGGGGAGUGGAUGGUUCCCAUCGGCCGCUGCACUUGCAAGGCCGGCUACGAGGCUGAGAACAAUGUGGCCUGCAAAGGUAAGACUCUGCUCAGCUUGGGUAUUGUUUCAUGA